Hippocampus comes (tiger tail seahorse) is the source of this 1794-nucleotide messenger RNA. RefSeq names its product chromobox homolog 7a (gene cbx7a). The coding region runs from base 238 to 1236 and encodes 332 amino acids. The record is from RefSeq and is a predicted model, not a curated record. Gene Ontology annotation, biological process: negative regulation of transcription by RNA polymerase II. Lineage: Eukaryota; Metazoa; Chordata; Actinopteri; Syngnathiformes; Syngnathidae. Gene Ontology annotation, cellular component: PRC1 complex. The transcript is spliced from 6 exons.
GGAGUCGGGAGCGCGCCGCGCGACUUAAAGCAACCCGUCGUCCCGUGUUGAUGUGUCGCAGAUUUGAAAAAGUGAGCCAGGAGAGCACUUUGCGUGACGCGACCCGGACAUCGAGAGGCAUCGGAGGCGUUUUAGUGGCCCGAACGAACAUUAUUUUCCUCCCCUUUGCUCGGGUUUCUUUUCGCUCGUUCUUCUUCCACUCGUGCCUGGAACGGAGACAGCUUGUUUUGAGCGGGGAUGGAGCUGUCAUCCAUCGGAGACCAAGUGUUCGCAGUCGAGUCCAUCACGAAGAAGAGAGUCCGAAAGGGUAAUGUGGAGUACCUGCUAAAGUGGCAAGGAUGGCCCCCAAAGUACAGCACUUGGGAACCAGAGGACAAUAUUUUGGACCCUCGCCUGGUCCUAGCCUACGAGGAGAAUCAACAGAAGAUCAGAGCUCUGGCCUAUCGCAAGAAAGGUCUCAGACCCAGAAGCCUCGUCCUGCGGAAUAUCUUUGCCAUGGACCUGCGGAGCGCCCACAAGGCCCCGGACAAACCUGCGCCCCGACUGCGCCUCUCACUUACCCGCGCCAUGAGCACCGAUGUGGACCAUAUCGAGCGGGGAGGCGCAUACUGUCGCUCAGCGAGGAGGAGGAGGACCAAGCAGCUGGCGUCCAAGCGGAGUGCAUGCGCCCGCUCGAACAGAACUGUCGGGCACCGGAGGAAGAAGACGGAGGACUGGGAUGACACCAGCGAAGAAGAGAAGCAGGAGUCCCAAAGUGCCACAGAGGAGAGACGGGCAGACAGCUUAUAUGGUCAUUCUGAGUGCAGCUCACCUCCCGUACUGGAGCGACAUGACUUGGAGCUGGACAUGGAGGAGAACGGCCCUAAAAUGUUUUCGGACCCGGAAGACGUCGACGUGGCAACGAUUGCGUGCGACCAAUCAAAGGACGGUGCAUCGACGCUUGACGACGGAGCAGCGGAUGCGGUUACCGCGGACAACGGGUCAGACGGCGACACGGGCGAGGAGGAGGGGCAGUCAAGGCCCGUGAGUCCCACGGGCGCGCACCUGAAAGAUGACCUCACCUCGGCGGUCGCGGGCGCAGAUACGGUGGUCCGCAUUCAGAACGUUACCACGACGACGGCGACCGCUCAAUCACAGCAUCCUGGGAAGGUGAUCAUGACCGAGGUGACCAUCAAUUCGCUGACGGUGACUUUUAAAGAGGCCGCUGAGGCGGAGGGCUUCUUUAAGGACUGUUAAGCGAAGGCGCAUCCAUUCGACAACAAUAAUCCGACUCGCCACUCAUUUUGUAACACCUGUAAUUUGUCACGUAGGUAACAUGUUUACAUCGAAAGAAAUUCCUGCUGAGAAGACAUUAUCGCCUUUGAAUUGAAAAAAACAAAUGAGUGGUGAUUUUUAUUACUGAGGUGAAUUAAUUGGAAUUCUCGAGAGACAAGUAAUGAGGCAGCAGUCAAACAACUCCCUUCUUCCACGCAGCUACUUUUGAUUUUUAUUCUUCAGUUUUCUAUUUAUUUUAUUUUUUUGAAGGAAUUCCAGAGAAUCUGAUAGUUAGACGCAGGUCAAACAAACUGACUUCUUCCAUGCAGCUACUUUUUACUAAAAUAGUCUUGAAGUGCUUUCCAGCUAGACAUCACGCUCCGGUAGUGUAUAGGCAUCUCAUUUCAUUCGCCCGUCUUACAAAUAUGUUUAGUCAAGAUUGCCACUUGGACCCGAGUUUAUUUCUGUCCCAACAGAAAUAAAACAAAGAGAUGUAAUGACUGCUGCUCAUAUGAAGGAGGAGGGAUGCGCAAAAAAAAA